AUGGGGCAGCGAGAGGAGGUUCUUAGUCCGCCUUUCUUGAAAGUUACUCCUACCGACCACGGCGCUUGGGUUAUCCUGUCCAGUUGCAUCCUCCUUAUUCUGACCGUCAUCGUGGUGCUCGUGACUCUGAUAUCACGGGCAAGAGUGCUUCGCAAACUGGUUUUAUGUGACUUAUACUUCUGUUUGUUGAGACCAUAUCGAAUAAAUUUCGCUUGUUCAAAUGGCCUCGGUCGGCAUCCCAAUGCCCUAAGCGAGAAAUUAUUCCAGUCGUUUGCUAAGUUCUUCUAUGCUAGCCAAAUCCUUGCUAUCGCAUCGUUGGCUUGCUCCAAAGUUGCCCUGGCUUUACUUAUCAUUUACAUCAAGCCACUGAGUGCUGUCCUAUAUGCGUGUCGCUGUCUCAUUGCAGCUAUCGCCGCCUGGGGGGUAACGGGAAUCAUUGCCUUAGCAGCUCAGUGCGAUCCCCCUCGGCCGUGGGAUUUCAGUGACGGAAGAUGCGUAAACCAGCAGGCCCUAUAUACUGCACUUGAUACGCUAAGCAUUAUCACCGAUAUUGCUCUCAUCAUAUUGCCGUUCUUCCUGGUAUUUCAGGUUCAACUUCCCACUCGAAAACGACUAACGAUUGUGAGCUUCUUCUGCAUGCGGAUAUUUGUUCCCCUUUUCACGAUAUUCUCCUUAGCCUCGCAAAACCAGUAUUUCAGCUCAAGGCCUCUCGACAAAACAUGGCAUGCUGUGCGACCUACUAUCUGGGCACAAGCAACGCUCUGCAUAUCAAUAAUUACAACAUGCAUCCCGAGCUUGAAACGUGUCAUGGCAGACCUCCAAACAGGGCUGAUGGCCGGCAGGGUGACCGAAUUUUUGGAGCUGUCCAUAUCUGGCGGGUCGAACUCUGCAACAGCCGGCCAAGUCAAUAAUAAUUCAGGGCAAAAGACGACGCAAGCAAGGCGAAGCUUAACGACUGUGUAUGGUGCGGGGACGAUCGACCAAAAUAGUGGCAAAGCCCUGCAUCAUUACGAGAAGAGUGGCCAGAGAAUUCGGAAAGGGUACAGGAAUUCCAUCCUGCUACGGAGGGGAGCGGAUCCAAAAAAUAAAAGUCUGAGCGGCGGAGCCGAGAAAAACGAUGAGAUGACAAAACAGGGCGAGCCAGGCCAAGAAGAACGAACACAGAGUAUGCCAAAUCCCAACAAUGCGAUCGUGCAGACGAUUGGAUAUGAAGUACGGUAUGAUCGAGAGGGGGAACAAAGGGAGAGCAAUGACCAACUUUGUAGCGGUGCAGAUCAUCUGCAUCAUGCAGCUUCAUCACAACAAUAA
Messenger RNA from Histoplasma capsulatum G186AR, 1308 nucleotides. RefSeq lists its product as uncharacterized. Lineage: Eukaryota; Fungi; Ascomycota; Eurotiomycetes; Onygenales; Ajellomycetaceae. The transcript is spliced from 4 exons. Bases 1 to 1308 code for a protein of 435 amino acids. The record is from RefSeq and is a predicted model, not a curated record.